AUGAGCCUAUCAAAGUUUGCCAGAUCCACCUUGCAGAUAAACAAAGCAUGCGGGGUAGUGGAAGCACAGACGAAGAACAGAGUAGCGGAGGCCACGUGUAGAGGGCUGCGAAAGAUUAGCAGCGGUAACAAUAUGCAUAACAAAUGGUACGCUCAAUUAAUGGCCAAAGAACUGAGCAAGAGUGGAAGAUUUGUGAAACAUUUUACCACCGCAGGGGAAACAAGCUAUGAAUUUAAAGCAGAGACGAAGAAGCUGCUACAAAUAGUUGCCCAUUCGCUUUAUACUGAUAAAGAAGUAUUCAUUAGGGAGCUUAUUAGUAACUCCUCCGAUGCGUUGGAAAAAAGGAGAUUCACUCAAACAGCGUCAAUAAGAAGUGUAGACGAGACCAUAGCUAAUGAAGCGGCUGAGAUCCCUCUGCACAUCAAGGUAUCUGCAGAUGCGAAGAGAAAUUUGUUCAUAAUUGAGGACAGCGGAAUUGGUAUGAACAAAGAGGAGGUGAUUGAGAACUUGGGAACGAUAGCGAAAAGUGGCUCUCUGAACUUCCUAAACGCGUUAAAGGAGAAAAGCAGUAACGCAACUGAGGAGAGUAAAAACUGUUCGGAGCAGUCAGGUGAAAGGGGGGACAUUUCCAAGCCUGCAGAUAAUAUCAUAGGACAGUUUGGUGUUGGAUUUUACAGCUCCUUCGUCGUUUCAGAUGAAGUGGAAGUGUUCACACGAUCACAUGAUGCUAACUCAGUUGGUUAUCACUGGAGGUCGGAUGGGAAUGGCACUUUCACGCUGAAGGAAGUGGAGGACCUCCCCAGGGGUACCAGAAUUGUCUGUCACCUUAAGGACAGCUGUAAGGAAUUUUCAGACAUCCAUAGGGUUCAAGAAAUUGUGGAGAAAUUUUCCUCCUUCAUUAACUUCCCAGUGUAUAUUGUGAAUCGGAAGAAGGACAUAAAGGGAAGCAACCGCUUAGUGAAAGGGGACGACGUGGCGGAUGAGAAGUCCCCUCUCCCACAAGAAAAGGGACUUCAAGGGGAGAAAUCCAUCGACGGAGCAGCCAUCGACGGGGCAGCGAUCGACGGCACGGCAGAAGUGGACGCCACCACCGCUGCGGAUACGCCUAAAGGGGACAACACAGAGAGCUUCAUCGAAGAGGAAGUGCAGAUAAACAACCAGAAACCGCUAUGGUGCAAAGAACAAGUGACGGAGGAAGAACACGCGAGGUUUUUCAAAUUUUUAACAAAGAAAAAGAGCUACGAUGAUGAGAAGGGAUAUGUGUACAAAGUGCUAUACAAAACCGACGCGCCAAUGUCCAUAAAGAGCGUCUUCUACAUCCCGGAGGAAGCUCCAUCGAGGUUAUUCCAGCAGAGCAACGAAAUUGAAGUCUCCCUUUACUGCAAAAAGGUGUUAGUGAAGAAGAACGCAGACAAUAUAAUUCCAAAGUGGCUGCACUUCGUCAAGGGAGUAAUCGAUUGCGAGGACAUGCCACUGAAUAUCAGCCGAGAAAAUAUGCAGGACAGCACUUUGAUAAGUAAAAUCUCCAGAGUAGUAGUAACGAAGAUUUUGAAAACACUAGAGAAAGAAGCCACAAAUGAUGAGGAAAAGUAUCGGAAGUUUUACACCAACUAUAGUUACUACCUGAAGGAGGGAGUGCUGGAAGACUCAUCAAACAAUUUUUACAAAAAAGUGCUGAUGAAUCUAUUGCGAUUUUACUCCAUCCAAGAAAGGAAAAACAUUUCACUUAAAGAUUAUGUAGACAAAUUUAAAAGCGGUCAGAAAAAAAUAUACUACUUCUCCGUGAACGAGUUAGAUGUAGCUUUGUCCUCUCCCUACAUGGAGCCUUUCAAAAAACAGGGGGUCGAUGUUCUUCUUCUUUUUGAAGAAAUCGAUGAGUUUGUUCUGAUGAAUCUGCAGGACUUUAAUGGGGCCAAGUUUGUUUCUAUAGACUCCUCCCAGAGUGAGGACUUCGACGAGGAGCUGCUCCAUGGCAAAAGGGGGGACGGGGCUAAAGGCGGCGACAAGGGCGAAACUUCCAACCAGGCACAGAAAAAUGCGAUAUUUAAUGAUACCCAGAAGAGUGAGUUAGCCAAAUAUUUCAAAGACGUCUUAGGUUCUAAAUGCUCAGAUGUGAAAUUCUCCGACCGUUUAACAGAAUCCCCUGCUGUGAUCACUGGAUUUUUAUCCCCAACGCUGAGGAAGGUUAUGAAGGCUACCAUGAAGAAUGCCUCAUUCCAGGAAAAUAACAUGUUGCAUAAUUUACCUGCCACGUUGGAGCUAAACCCCUCCCAUACCAUCGUCACGUCGAUUUUUCACCUCAAAAAUACCAACCAGGAGGUGGCAAAGCUUCUAGUGCAGCAGCUGUAUGAUAAUGCCUGCAUCGCUGCGGGCAUUUUGGAAGACCCUCGCUCGCUCCUCACAAAAUUGAAUGAACUGCUUCUGCUCACUGCGAGGUAUGCUUACCAUUAUGAGAAGAACGCCGAUGGGGUGACCCAUGUCCAGGAGGACCACUCCCCCAAUGAACUGAGCGACACCAGGGACCCCUGCGAGGGCGACGUAGACAGGGUCCUCUCCCCCACGGAGGCUAGCCCCGCCCAGGCGGACGAAGAGGACAACUCCGCCAAGGAGGCCCACGCGUCCAAAUUAUGA
This is a messenger RNA of Plasmodium inui San Antonio 1, 2631 nucleotides long. Its product is annotated as TNF receptor-associated protein 1. Gene Ontology annotation, biological process: protein folding. Gene Ontology annotation, molecular function: protein kinase binding; ATP hydrolysis activity; ATP binding. The record is from RefSeq and is a predicted model, not a curated record. Gene Ontology annotation, cellular component: mitochondrial inner membrane. The coding region runs from base 1 to 2631 and encodes 876 amino acids. The transcript has a single exon. Lineage: Eukaryota; Apicomplexa; Aconoidasida; Haemosporida; Plasmodiidae.